AAGCGUGUCUUUGUUUCAAGAACUAAAUGAUUUGGAAAAUUGUGCCAAAUGAAUCAGUUACAGUGUGUUAGCAAUUGAGAAAAACUGUAAUAAUAAAAUUAUGAUUAAAAUGGACAAGACUAAGUCCAAUUUCACAGACAGGGUUUAGAUUAAGCUAGGAUUAGAGCAUAGAUCGAUUAGGACAUUUAAGUAACUUUUCAUAAAUGUGCCUUAUAUAAAAACACUACUGAUGAUACCUUGGGACAAAACUACAGAGCUGACAUAUUUUAAGAUCAGUUAGUGCAAGUUUCGUUCAGUUAAAACAGCCCUGACAUACAUUUUAGUACAUUUUAUCUUAAGCCUUGUCUGUGAAACCGGAGGUAAGAUUCUUAGACUCUCUGGAUAGGUUUAUUGUUUAUUUCAGGUGUCAGGUAAGAGGCAGAGGCAGGCAGGAAAGUUUAUGAUAGCAAAAAAAUUAAAUAGAAGACAUUUCAUUUAUAACAUGAUGUAGGUCUUCUCGGUCAUGCUCAUUCAGAAUGCUGAUUUUUAUGCUAAAUUAUGAGCGAUGUCACAAAAAUCUGAUUAGAGACACUUGAAAUGUUGAAAUGUGUUAAUGUGUAUUAAAGCGAACCUGAACUGAAAGCUCAAUAAGUAAUCAUUAACAUUACCUGUAAAGGUGACUGGGGUGUGUACAGUACACAAUAUUGGCACUUGUAAAAAAUAUGAGUCAGCUGUGAUGAGUGGUUGAGUCAUGGUGGUUGGGGCUGAGAAUGCUUGAUGAACACCGCAGCACCUGCUUUACAUCUCAUUAGAGACCGAGAGUAGAGGAAACAGCAGUCAGAUCACAGAGAAGAGCAGGAUUAUGAAGUUUAUUACAGCUUUGAGUGUUGCUGGAACCAUACUUCUCAACAUAGCAGGUUCUCUCUGCCAGUUAGAUGUGUGUGGUCAAGCCCCUCUUAACAACAAGAUUGUUGGAGGGGAGGCUGCAAAGGCAGGGUCUUGGCCGUGGCAAGCCAGCCUUCGUAUCACCGUUGAUGGGGGUCAGAUCUUGUGUGGUGGGAGUCUAAUCAACAAAGACUGGGUUUUGUCUGCAGCUCACUGCUUCCAGGGCUCCCUGGGUACCAUUCGGAUCUACCUGGGACGCCAGAGGCAGUCGGGAUCAAACCCUAAUGAAGCUCUCAGGACAGCAAGGACUGUCAUCAACCAUCCUACCUAUAACAAUCCUAGACAUGACAACGACAUAACACUGCUCCAGCUCUCCUCUUCUGUGACGUUCACUGACUACAUUAGGCCAGUCUGUCUGGCGGCUGCUGGUAGUAAAUUUGCUGCAGGUACAGACAGCUGGGUCACUGGAUGGGGAACACUACAGUCAGGAGGUGUGUCUCCUAACAUACUGCAGGAGGUGAAGAUACCAGUUGUGAGCAACAGUGACUGUGAUGAUGCUUAUAACUUUCUUAAAAUCACAAGCAAUAUGAUUUGUGCUGGAUUGUUAAAUGAGGGAGGAAAAGAUUCAUGUCAGGGAGACUCUGGAGGUCCAUUGGUUACUAGGAAUGGCUCUCUGUGGGUUCAAUCCGGCGUUGUGAGUUUUGGUAAUAAAUGUGCUGACCCCAAGUAUCCCGGUGUGUACGCCAGAGUCUCUCAGUACCAGGACUGGAUCACCGCUAACAUAGGCAGCAACCCACCUGGAUUUGUUGAAUUCAACAACAAUGGAUUCAGAAUCUCUCCUAACCUCCUUUUAGUUUCAGUUUCUCUCACAUCCUCCAUCAUUCCUUUCAUAUGCUCCAUAUAUCUCUCUUCAUAGAUAUCGUUUGAAUUACGGUUCUCAGGGUUAUGUGAUUAAGAGGACAAUUGUCCUGUGCAAGUUUUAUAAUAUGUGUAGAAAUUAGGCAUAACUAUAUCCUUUGUUAUAUUGUUAUUCAUUAUUUAUCUUUUUAAAAAGGCUACUCUUAUUAUAGAGUUUUUUGUUUUACUAGCUUUUUAUUAUAAUACUGCACACUAAGCACAUUAUAGUGCAUUAUAAUAUUGCACACAA
Messenger RNA from Onychostoma macrolepis, 2011 nucleotides. RefSeq names its product tryptase-like. The record is from RefSeq and is a predicted model, not a curated record. Gene Ontology annotation, biological process: proteolysis. The transcript is spliced from 6 exons. The coding region runs from base 842 to 1780 and encodes 312 amino acids. Lineage: Eukaryota; Metazoa; Chordata; Actinopteri; Cypriniformes; Cyprinidae. Gene Ontology annotation, molecular function: serine-type endopeptidase activity.